UCCUAUGUUUCUGUGCGUCGUGCUCAGGAGGAAUGGCAGAGGCGAUUCCAAUUAACCAGGACCUUUUUAUCUGUCCGAUUUGUUUAGAUCUACUGAAGGAUCCAGUGACUGUUAACUGUGGACACAAUUACUGCGCGGGCUGCAUUAAGGGCUGCUGGGAUCAGGAAGAUCAGAAGGGAGUUUACAGCUGCCCACAAUGCAGACAGACAUUCAGUCCAAGACCUGUUUUAAACAAGAAUAAUGUUUUUGCUGAGCUUAUCGAACAGUUCAGGAAGACCAGAAUUCAAGAUACCGCUUCUUCUCAGUCUUUUGCUGGACCUGGAGAUGUGGAGUGUGACAGCUGCACCGGGAGAAAACUGAAAGCCGUCAAGUCGUGCCUGGCGUGUUUGUUGUCGUACUGUGAGACUCAUCUCCAGCGCCAUGACGAACUCUCAGGGAAAAGACACAACGUGGUUGAUGUCACAGGUCAGCUACAGGACAAGAUCUGCGCUCAACACCAGAAGCUCCUGGAGGUAUUUUGUCGCACGGAUCAGAGUUGCGUCUGUGUGCUAUGUUUGGUAGAUGAACACAAAGGCCAUGACACGGUUUCAGCUGCAGCUGGGAGAACGGAGAAACAGAAGGAGAUGGAGGAGACCAAGGGGAAACUCCAACAGAGUCUCCAGGAGAGAGAGAAGGAGCUGCUGGAGCUGAGGAAGGCUGUGGAGACUCUCAAGAGCUCUGCACAGACAGCAGUGGAGGACAGUGAGAGGAUCUUUACUGACAUGAUCCGCUCCAUUGAGAGAAGGCGCUCUGAGGUGACAGAGCUGAUCAGAGCUCAGGAGAAGGCUGAGGUGAGUUGGGCUGAAGGACUCCUGAAGAGACUGGAGCAGGAGAUUGCUGAGCUGAAGAGGAGAGAUGCUGAACUGGAGCAACUUUCACACACAGAGGAUCACGUCCAUUUCCUCAAGAAUUUUCAGUCAGUCAGCCCUCAGUCUCAGUCUGAGGACUCAUCCAGCACCUCUGUUAGCCAAAGCUGGUCUUUUGAGGCUGUGAAGAAAUCUGUUUUCACACUGAAGGGGCAGCUGGAGGAUUUCUUAAAGCAGGAAGUCAUGAAGACCUCUGCAGCAGUGUCUGAUGUCCAAGCUGUUUUUACUGAGCCAGUAACCAGAGGGGAGUUCUUAAAGUACUCCUGUCACUUCACACUGGAUCCAAACACAGCACAUAGACUCCUCCACCUGUGUGAGAAGAACAGGUGGGUGGAGUGGAGAAAAAAGCUCCAGGCAUAUUCUGCUCAUCCAGAGAGAUUUGGUUAUUGGGAUCAGGUGCUGUGUAGAGAGGGUGUGUCUGGACGCUGCUACUGGGAGGUGGAGUGGAGUGGGCGGGUUGAUAUAGCAGUCUCCUAUAAAAACAUCAGCAGGAAAGGAGAGGGUGAUGAGUGUAGGUUUGGAUGUAAUGAUCAGUCCUGGAGUCUGGACCUCUCCAGCUUCAGCUGCUCUUUCUAUCACAAUGAUGAAGGGACUAAACUCCCUCUAGUGGCCAGCUCCAGAAUAGGAGUGUAUGUGGAUCAAAGGGCAGGAACUUUGGCCUUCUACAGCAUCUCUGACACAAUGACCCUCCUGCACAGAGUCCAGACCACAUUCACUCACACACUCUACCCUGGGUUUGGAUGUUAUGAAAAUGGCUCAUCAGCGAAGCUGUUGUGAUCUCACACCACAAACAGCAGGACAGCAAUGUCAAGACCCCAGACACAGGUAGAUGCUGCUAGCACAUCCACACACACACAUACACCACACACAUAUCACAUUUCAUCAGCACACAUAUAAGCCUUAACCCACAUGUAAAGAUCUGAGAUACUUUGUUCUUGGGGAAAACAAAAGACUAAAACCACUCCCUCAUCUCUGGAACCCAGCAGACAUUACAGCUUCUGCACCUCUGGACCUCUGCUGGAGCAUCAGCACACCACACAUAACCUAUUGGGUGGGAAAUGUGUUGAUGAGCCCAGUGUUCCCCUCUGAUCCUCUCCCACAAUCCAUUUCCUCUCCGUCCUGCUCCCUCUAACCCUCCUUCCCCUCCCCCAGGGUUUCAGGCUUUUAGUCCCUCCGUAAUUGGACAUGUGUCUGAUGGAAAGUCUGAUAUGAAGAAAGUUAUAUUUCACUGACUAGAAGGAAAUCUUUUUGCGACAGCUCUAUUUGACAAUCUUUUUAGAAUAAUUAAAAAAGAUAAUGCAAUUAAAUGUACUUCGGCCUUGUGAUGUGUAUUGGGUUUGAUUGUUUAUGUUAAAUUCACAUAUUAAAUAAAUACUGUAAAUAUUACUAAAUACCUUCUCUCUAUCAGGAGUUCAUAUGUAGACUGGGUGAACGCAGCCCGUAACAAAACACUCCAGAACAAUCUGUCUGAACCCAGAUCAGAAUGUUGAAAUCAUCUUUGUUCUGUGGGAGUUAUAAUACCUCCAUGGUGUUCUGUGGGAGAGCAGAGACUCACCCUGAGUGUCUGCAUGUGUGCAAUGAAGCUGAUGUGUGUGUCUAAUGGUAUGUGAUGUUGGUGGCAGGGGUAGAUGUGUAGGGCCUGAUGGACCCGCAGUGCAUUCUGGGCCAGACGUACCCUGUAAUAGUGUGUGUUUAUGCCCACCGGCUCCAUCACCAGCAAUCGUCAAUCACCACACACCACACACACACACACACACACACACACACAAAGUUUUGCUACUCUCCAUAAUGUAGAUUGACCAAUAUUUUAAAUUGGUCACUGUUAAACUUAACUAUUGUAUUGUUGGUUAUUUGUGUGUUGCUUUGGACAAAAGCAUCUGCCAAAUCCCAUAACCAUAAUUAUAACCAUAUCCAUUACUAUCCAUAUCCAUAUUCAUGACCAUAUCCAUAACCCAGCACUGGUGGU
Molecule: messenger RNA, 2871 nt
Organism: Sardina pilchardus (European sardine)
Lineage: Eukaryota; Metazoa; Chordata; Actinopteri; Clupeiformes; Clupeidae
Product: tripartite motif-containing protein 16-like
Exons: 6
Coding region: 33-1682 (549 amino acids)
Molecular function (GO): protein binding; zinc ion binding
Source: RefSeq, a predicted model, not a curated record